Arabidopsis arenosa is the source of this 1387-nucleotide messenger RNA. The record is from the annotation of a GenBank genome assembly. NCBI's taxonomy places the organism in Eukaryota, Viridiplantae, Streptophyta, Magnoliopsida, Brassicales, Brassicaceae.
AAUGCUUCGGUUUCAAUCAUCCUCUUCCUCUUGAUUCUCUUCUUCUCUUUGCUGCUAGAGAAAAAGAAUCAAGCUUUAGAGGAAGCAAGGACCUAUUCAGAAGUUUCUAUCAAUCUCUCAUGGACACAGCCUUGACCUCAGAAACAGGUUGUCCCGUUAUGGCCGAUAAGGGAUUCAUGGUGGAUCCUUUUUUGGUCGAGGCUCUUCAAAACCCUCGACAUCGUCUAACGAUUUUGCGGAUGGAACUUGAUAUUCAGAGGUUCUUCCAGAGCCCUGAUCAGCAGCAAUUCGAGUUCCAGCAUUUCCCUACAUCUUAUCUACGUCUUGCGGCCCAUCGUGUUGCUAAUCACUAUGGACUAAUUACAUCAGUUCGAGAUGGUGGUGCAGAUGGUUACGGGAGCAGAAUUGUCGUGACUAAAUCUACUGAGAGCAGAUUUCCUGCUGUUCGACUAUCUGAAAUCCCUGUGAAACAAUCAGAAACUGGCAAGUUUGAGCACAUGAAAGUUGCUAUAAAGCCUCGACCUUCUAAAGGAUCUGGAAUGGAAGCUGGUGAACUGGAAAAGAAAGGUGGUCUUCUGAAAAGUGUUGAAGAGAGGAAAGAAGAUUACGACAGGGCUCGAGCUCGCAUAUUUAACGGUCUUGCGGACCUUGAUUGUAACGAUUCUUCAUCUGAAACUAAUCCUUGGAGGGUGAACUGUAGUCCUAGGAGAGAUGAAAAUCAAGUGUUGAAGAAUGGUAAUAUCGAGGCAGACAAGAACCACAUCCCCAGGGAGAGCAUUCCUGCAUCUCGUAUUGCAAUUAUCAGAGACAGAGAGAAAGAUCGGUACGAUCCUGACUAUGACCGCAGCUAUGAUAGGUACAUUAGGAACCUCCCAGUUGAUCAAACUUUCUGCUUGGCACACUUCAAUAGUCAGAAAAUGGGGACACCAAUCUAUGAUCUGGGAUUUAGCGGGUAUAGCCAAAAUCCAAGUGGUGCUGCUUCUCUUAACUUGGGUCAACAUUCUGUCAUGAGCCCCUAUGUCACCACGGGUUUAAACCAGCCUUCAAUGGAUGCUGCUAUGUACAUGCAAUGGCCAAAUGCAGCAGCUGUGAUGUAUACUCAUUCAUAUGACCACUUCAGAAACACCCCUUUUCAGGCGCAGUUCUAUCCGCAGCCCCUUAGCUUCGAUUACAUGCAGAACCGGUAAUCCCUUUUCUCAUCAUGGCUAAUGAUUUGUGUAAUCCAAAUUUUGAGACAGUUUUGAUGUUGAAAAUAGAACAAACAAAACCUUUUGAUUAGUGUCAUUACCUUGUCUUUUAUUACUAUGUAAUGCUGAAGCAUUGACGUAACGAAGAACCGAAGAUAAUUAAAACGAGCGAUUGUGGUGAAUACAAAUGAUAACAUCAU